GAUUUGUUGACGGCUGCAACUGUUACACAUUCCAGAAUCAUACAAAAGCAUACAUCAAUCAUCUUCUCAAUGUCCACGAAAUGCUGGCUCAGAUUUUACUUGAAAUACAUAACACACACCACUAUUUAUCAUUCUUUCGCUUAAUCAGAAAAGCAAUUAUGGAAGGAAAAUUCGAGGAAUUGAGGCAGAAAUUCAUCGACAGUAGGCGUGAUCAUCUGUUGGCAGCUUCACCGAUUGUUUUUGAGCUAAAAAUGCCAGUAAGUUUUAGAGGAGAAGACACCCGCAAAACCUUUGUAGAUCAUCUUUACAAUGCUAUCGCUCAUCGUCUAAUACGUACUUACAAGGAUGAUGAAGAACUUCCCAGGGGUGAUUCCAUCGGUUCAUCUUUGCGUAUGGCUAUAGAAGAAUCACAGAUUGCAGUCAUAGUGUUCUCCAAAAACUAUGCAGACUCUUCAUGGUGUUUGAAUGAACUUGUAUAUAUUAUGAAAUGUAGGGAUGAGAGAGGACUCAUCGUUAUGCCCAUAUUCUACGAUGUGGAUCCUUCGGAAGUGAGGAAUCAAAAAGGAAAAUUUGGAGAAGCGUUUGCUAAACAAGUGGCGAAGAACAUCACCAAAGCUGAAUUAUGGAGGAAAGCACUUGAUGAAGCUACUAACAUUGCUGGAUGGGAACUCAAGCACAUUGCAGGCGGCCAUGAAUCAAAAGCCAUCAAACAGAUUGUUGAUAGAGUUCAAGAAAUAUUGUUUUCUUCAAUAUCAAAUGUUGAUGAAGAGCUUGUUGGAAUGAGGGCUCGCUUUCAAGAUUUGAUGACACAUCUAGAAAUCGACUCAGUUGGUGUGCGUAUGGUUGGGCUAUGGGGGAUUGGAGGUGGUGGUAAGACUACUCUUGCGUUUUCUCUUUAUACUGAAAUCUCUCGCCAUUUUAAAGGUCAUUGCUUUAUUGCCAAUAUUCGUGAACAAAGCAAACAUGGUCUAGAAACCCUGCAACAAAAACUUUUAUCCACAGUUUUCAAAACACAAAUAGCAGUGCAGAGUGUUGAAGAAGGAAAAUGCAUCAUAAAGAGUAUGUCAUGUAAUAAUAAAGUGUUAGUUUUUCUUGAUGAUGUCGAUGAUCUUGACCAGCUACAAGCAUUGGCUGGAUCACAUAAUUGGUUUGGUGUUGGAAGCCGAAUAAUUAUCACAACGAGAGAUGAACAUGUGUUAACAGCUCACAGGGUAGACCACAUUUCCCCUGUUAAAUUAUUAUCAGAUGAAGAGGCUAUCCUGCUACUUUAUAAGCAUGCAUAUAAUGAAAAAAAGCCUCUAAAAGAUUACGAGACACUUUCACUACGUGUGGUAUCUUAUGCUGCUGGGCUCCCAUUAGCACUUAAAGUCUUAGGUUCCUUUCUAUUCGACAAAGACAAGAAUGAGUGGGUAAGUGCCUUAGCAAAGUUAAAAGAUAUCCCAAAUCUUGAGGUCAUGGAUAUAUUAAGAAUUAGUUAUGAUGGACUUGAAACUCUCCACAAAGAGUUAUUCUUGGAUAUCGCAUGUUUCUUCAGGUGGAAAAACAUAGAUGAUGCAAUGGAGAUUCUCGACGCCUGUGGUUUUCAUCCCAUUAUAGGGAUAAAGGUAUUGAGACAAAAAGCUCUUAUAACAAUUGAUGAUUAUGGUAGGUUUGAUAUGCAUGAUCUGGUUCAAGAAAUGGGACACUACAUUGUUAGACGGGAACAUCCUAACAAUCCUGAAAAACAUAGUAGAGUUUGGAAACAUGAGGAAAUCUCUAACAUGUGUCUUGGGGAUUCAAUUUAUCAGGAAAAUCAUAAAAUUGAAGUCAUAGAAACUUCUAGUUAUUUUCCACGCUCUAGUACGAUCAUUUCAAACAUGAGGAAACUAAGGUGGCUUAAUAUGUUGUUUGGCGGUGAUGCUGAAGGGCCUAAUUUUUUAUCAAAUGAGAUGAGGUAUCUUUAUUGGGAAAGGUAUCCAGCAACUCCAUUUCCAAACAGUUUCCAAGCAUCGAAGCUUGUUGUUCUAAAAUUGUGGAAGAGCUUACAAAAAGAACUUUGGAAUGCUAAUUAUAAGUGCCUACCACAUUUGAAAGUGCUUGAAUUCUGCUAUAUGAAAAACCUAGUCAGUACACCAGAUUUUGAUGGACUCCCGUGUCUUCAAAAGCUCACAAUCAGGAUGUGUGAUGAGAUAGAAGAGAUUCACCCGUCACUUGGAAAUCACAGAUGCCUUCAAUACAUAAGUGUAAAAGAUUGUGAUAAGCUUAGAAGGUUUCCAACAAUUUUCCACAUGGAAAAACUCAAGACUUUAAAGAUGAGGGAUUGUGAUGCUCUUGAGUUACCGGAAAUCCAAGGAAACUUGAAAAGCAUAGAAACGUUGUCUUUAAGUAGGUUCCCCAUAGAAAUUCAAGCUCGGCCUACACCUAUCUUACGAAUGUUAGGUCUCAUCAAUUUACGGAUGUUGCGUGUCGAUGGCUGGAGUUUGAAAGAUGAAGAAAUUCCCUCUGACAUUAGUGAGUUAUGCAACUUAGAAGAGCUCAAUCUUAGUUGGAAUGAUUUUUCACAUUUAGGUUUCAGCCUAUCACAACUUACUCGGCUAAAAAUCCUCAAACUGUGCGGAUGCAGUUGUCUUGUUGAAUUGCCUGAGCUCCCAUCAAGUGUGGCUGUGCUACAAGCAAGCUGGUGUGAAUCACUUACAACUAUUGGAAAUAACUGUGACACAGAUUUUAAAUGGUUACGCCAAGUCUCACUUAUCAGAGGGGGUAUUGUAAAUGAUGCCGGCAGAUUACUAGUAUCCAUAAUUCAGGGAAGGGGUAUUCAAAGUCACUGUAUGGUUCUCCAAGUUGAAGGCAUUGAGAUUCCAAAGAAGUUGUUAGAUUGGCUUGUUAGCGGAAAUACAUGUACGCUUCAACUUCCAGAGAAUUGGUACAAUGAUUUCUGUGGAUUCAUAAUGUGUGCUGUUUCGCCGCAUUACUACCUUAACGUGCAGAUAACAAUGAAGCAGGUGGUGGGUAAUGAGAUGGGUACGGAUUCUCAAUAUGAAUAUGUGGCUUGGGAGAAGAGCAAUGAUGAUAGAAGAACAUUCGUGGGAUAUGUUUCAUUUGGUUUAUUGAAAAAUACCUCGUGGUGGGAUGAAACUUCCAAGACUCUUUCGUUUUUGUUUAAUGAAUUGAAAACACCGUGUAGUGGGUUUGGAUUUGAACUUGUUCCCAAGAGAAGUGGAAUGGCUCCAACCGAAGCAUCAACAAAUUCUCCUCACUUUAAGAUUUUACAUGACUCGGCUUCUACUAUAGAAAUUUUCUUAAGUAUGUGUUAGUUUUUUGUGUUAUAUUGCAUAGUUUAUAAAUCAACUAUUAUCCCCCAAUCUAUAUUUUUCUUUUA
This is a messenger RNA of Erigeron canadensis, 3358 nucleotides long. Its product is annotated as disease resistance protein Roq1-like. NCBI's taxonomy places the organism in Eukaryota, Viridiplantae, Streptophyta, Magnoliopsida, Asterales, Asteraceae. The record is from RefSeq and is a predicted model, not a curated record. The coding region runs from base 81 to 3293 and encodes 1070 amino acids. The transcript has 7 exons. Gene Ontology annotation, molecular function: protein binding; pentosyltransferase activity; ADP binding. Gene Ontology annotation, biological process: tRNA modification; defense response; signal transduction.